Molecule: messenger RNA, 873 nt
Organism: Stegastes partitus (bicolor damselfish)
Lineage: Eukaryota; Metazoa; Chordata; Actinopteri; Pomacentridae
Product: interferon beta-like
Exons: 6
Coding region: 1-741 (246 amino acids)
Biological process (GO): defense response
Cellular component (GO): extracellular region
Molecular function (GO): cytokine receptor binding
Source: RefSeq, a predicted model, not a curated record
AUGCUCAUCAGAACCACAACCAGCACACAGAAGGAGAACCAGAACCUCCAGAACCUCCAGAACCUGCAGAACCUGCGCAUCCUCUCUGACUGUUACCUGAGCUUACCUGAGGUUGCCGGCUCACACAGCACACGCCUGAGAUCACACCUGAGAAUCCAGGAUCCGUUCACCAGCAGAACCAGAACCAUGACGCCGUCUUCAGUCCUCCUCCUCGUCUUGCAGCUCUGCAGCCUCCAGCUGAUGGCGGUCGCUAGGCCGAGAUGUUGGUUGCCAGGAAACGUGGUGCAGAGUGCCCACCACCUGCUCAGAGACAUGGGGGGAGCGUUUCCUGUCCAGUGCCUGCCAUACAAUGUCAACGUCUCCUUACCAGACUCUGUCUUCCCCAAUCGCUCUCAGUGUCGCCAUGUAUUGUGGGUAGUGUACGAGUCCCUGCGGGAGGCGGAGCUAAUGUUCGAGGAGCAUGACUUACCUGUUGGAGAGGGCGGAGUCAACUGGGACGAGCAGAAGUUAGACAACUUCCAGAAUCUUCAGAACCGGCUGGUGGAGCAAGAUGGCAGUUGUCUGUCCAACGUGAGCUCUUCAGUCGUUUUGUCCUCGUACUUCAGCAAAGUGACAACCCUUGUCGAGCAGCAGGACAGCGCCGCCUGUGGUUGGUUUGCUCUGAGGAGAGAUCUGCUCUGGGUCCUAAAGUCCGCCCUGCAGAAACACCACGCCUGCUUCAGAUGGAGCCACGCCCAUUGAUGUCACAUGACUAUGCCUGCCGAGGACCACCAUGGCCACGCCCACUGAAGACUGACUGGGCGACAUUUAGCGAAAAUGCAACCAACAAAUAUUUAUAUUUUUUUAAUCUAUUUAUUUAUUAAGGACAUUUUC